GACUCGCCGUAGAUUUUUUUAUUGGCUCACUCAUUUGCAUGCCGGUAGUGCUCUGACUGACCUUUCGUCGGCUUCUCGAACUGAGGUGUUUCAGUAGCUAAUCAGGAUCAACGUUGCGCUUUGUGCCAAAAUGACCGAGGUUCAAUGUGACUGAAAAGGUCAAAUGAAGAUCAUGUAUCGUCGAACGAUCACGUUUCCUGGGAUUGCUGUGGCGACGGUUGUUGGGGUUGUAGGUGGGGUUUAUAUUUACAAACCCAUGUUCAGACCGCCCAACAAGAAUGUGACCCACUCUGCUAUGAACCAAGACGAAGAAAGUGUGGACCAGAGCGGGGAUAAUAAAACCAAACAAGUAACGUCGGAUUAAUCAACAUCUCAAUGGACUGCAAAUUGUUCCUCAACGGACAACACUUGAUAAUAUCUUUCUUGGCCUGAGAGUUGGCAAACUAUGGCAGUCCUGAUUGAAGAGCCAUAUAGUCGACUCAGUUUGACACUCUCAAUUUGAAAAUUACGCUUGAAAUUGCGUGACUCCGUGGUCUCCAACCCUGGUCCUGGAGAGCUACAGUAUCUGCUGGUUUUUGUUGUUACUCUGCACUUAAUUAAUCAAUUAGAGCAGUUGAUUACAGUUAACUCGCCUCACCUAGUUACCUGGCUGUCAACAGGGUGCUGAUUUUAAGGUGAAAACAAAAACCAGCACACCCAGUAGCUCUCCAAGACCACUGAUGUAACUGAUUUUAACAAGCUCUGACUAUUUUUUUAAUUAGGUGCUUUUCUGUAAAUUGAUUAUUUACCUUAAACUACAUUAUGCCAUAAAUAGCUUUACAAUGGCAUGAAGAAUAAAAUGAUUAAUAAUGUGCUUACUGCAUCGUCUUGCAAACGAUUACACCAGAAGAGGUAACAAAAGACUUAGGUUAACUAAUAGGCUAAUAAAGCACCUAAUUAAGAAAAAUGAACAGCUUGUUAAAAUAUUUGGGUUGCAAUUGUGAUUGGAACGAAAACCAGCAUACACGUGUACUGCAGGACGAACCGCUGCACUAGAUCAACAAUGUAUGAUGGAAAUGAGGUUUGCCGAAGUGUUUUACAAAACCAUGUCAUGUAUUGUAUAGUUCCACUGGAUGGCACUAUCGUCAAUGCGUACUUCUAUGGUUCACUCAGUUUCUGGUGACCAUAACCUACCUGCUGUAAAUUAGGUGUAUUUUGGUAUUAAAGAUUUGCAGUUGUCA
Conger conger (European conger) is the source of this 1220-nucleotide messenger RNA. RefSeq lists its product as uncharacterized. The transcript has 2 exons. The coding region runs from base 164 to 364 and encodes 66 amino acids. Lineage: Eukaryota; Metazoa; Chordata; Actinopteri; Anguilliformes; Congridae. The record is from RefSeq and is a predicted model, not a curated record.